This is a messenger RNA of Nannospalax galili (Upper Galilee mountains blind mole rat), 3720 nucleotides long. RefSeq names its product BCAS3 microtubule associated cell migration factor (gene Bcas3). Lineage: Eukaryota; Metazoa; Chordata; Mammalia; Rodentia; Spalacidae. Gene Ontology annotation, cellular component: cytoplasm. The record is from RefSeq and is a predicted model, not a curated record. Bases 82 to 2919 code for a protein of 945 amino acids. Gene Ontology annotation, molecular function: protein binding. The transcript has 27 exons. Gene Ontology annotation, biological process: response to starvation; autophagy.
GAGCUGUCAAUCAUAAGGGGAGACUCCAAACAGUGAGCCUGGAGCUGGAGAACAGCGUUUACCGGCGGAGCGGCCGGUCUUAUGAAUGAAGCGAUGGCUACAGAUUCUCCUAGAAGACCCAGUCGAUGUACUGGUGGAGUUGUGGUUCGCCCUCAGGCUGUCACAGAGCAGUCCUACAUGGAAAGUGUUGUGACUUUUCUACAGGAUGUUGUGCCACAGGCUUACAGUGGAACACCUUUAACAGAAGAAAAGGAGAAAAUAGUCUGGGUCAGAUUUGAAAAUGCAGAUCUAAAUGAUACUUCAAGGAAUCUAGAAUUUCAUGAACUACAUAGCACUGGAAAUGAACCCCCGCUGCUGGUUAUGAUUGGCUACAGUGACGGAAUGCAGGUCUGGGGCAUCCCUAUCAGUGGGGAAGCCCAGGAGCUCUUCUCCGUUCGACAUGGUCCAAUCCGAGCUGCUAGAAUCUUGCCUGCUCCACAGUUUGGUGCUCAAAAGUCUGAUAACUUUGCGGAGAAGAGACCCCUUCUUGGUGUUUGUAAGAGCAUUGGAUCUUCAGGUACGACACCACCAUACUGUUGUGUGGAUCUGUAUUCACUUCGUACCGGGGAAAUGGUCAAGUCCAUUCAGUUUAAAACACCCAUUUAUGAUCUUCACUGCAAUAAGCGGAUCCUCGUCGUAGUCUUGCAGGAGAAAAUCGCUGCCUUUGAUAGCUGUACUUUCACAAAAAAAUUUUUUGUCACAAGUUGUUAUCCUUGUCCUGGGCCAAACAUGAAUCCUAUUGCUCUUGGGAGCCGCUGGCUUGCCUAUGCAGAGAACAAGUUGAUUCGAUGUCAUCAGUCCCGUGGUGGAGCCUGUGGAGACAACAUUCAGUCUUACACCGCCACAGUCAUUAGUGCUGCUAAAACAUUGAAAAGUGGCCUGACAAUGGUUGGGAAAGUGGUGACUCAGCUGACAGGUACACUGCCCUCAGGAGUGACAGAAGAUGAUGUUGCCAUCCACAGUAACUCGAGACGGAGCCCUUUGGUCCCAGGCAUCAUUACGGUUAUCGACACUGAAACAGUUGGAGAGGGCCAGGUGCUUGUGAGUGAGGACUCAGACAGUGAUGGCAUUGUGGCCCACUUCCCUGCCCAUGAGAAGCCAGUGUGCUGUAUGGCUUUUAAUACUAGUGGAAUGCUUUUAGUUACAACGGACACUGUUGGCCAUGACUUUCAUGUCUUCCAAAUUCUGACUCAUCCAUGGUCCUCAUCACAAAGUGCUGUUCAUCAUCUGUACACUCUUCAUAGGGGAGAAACUGAAGCCAAAGUUCAGGACAUCUGUUUCAGCCAUGACUGUCGCUGGGUGGUGGUCAGUACCCUCCGGGGCACAUCUCAUGUCUUCCCCAUCAACCCUUAUGGUGGCCAGCCUUGUGUUCGUACACACAUGUCACCACGAGUAGUGAAUCGCAUGAGCCGUUUCCAGAAAAGUGCAGGGCUGGAAGAGAUUGAACAAGAACUGACGUCUAAGCAAGGCGGCCGCUGUAGUCCGGUGCCAGGCCUGUCAAGCAGCCCUUCUGGCUCACCCCUGCAUGGGAAACUGAACAGCCAAGAUUCUUACAAUAAUUUUACCAACAACAAUCCUGGCAACCCCCGGCUCUCUCCCCUCCCCAGUUUGAUGGUCGUGAUGCCUCUUGCACAAAUCAAACAGCCAAUGACCUUGGGGACCAUCACCAAGCGAACAGGGCCUUAUCUCUUUGGAGCGGGGUGUUUUUCCAUAAGAGCUCCAUGCAAAGUUAAACCACCUCCACAAAUUUCACCAAGCAAAUCGAUGGGCGGAGAGUUUUGCGUGGCUGCUGUCUUUGGAACUUCCAGGUCAUGGUUUGCCAAUAAUGCAGGUCUGAAGCGAGAAAAGGAUCAGUCCAAACAAGUUGUCGUAGAAUCCCUCUACAUUAUCAGUUGCUAUGGGACCUUAGUUGAACAUAUGAUCGAGCCCCGGCCACUCAGCACUGCUCCCAAGAUAAGUGAUGAUACUCCCCUGGAGAUGAUGACAUCACCUCGUGCCAGCUGGACACUUGUUAGAACGCCUCAGUGGAAUGAACUGCAGCCACCGUUUAAUGCAAACCACCCUCUGCUCCUUGCAGCAGAUGCCGUGCAGUAUUACCAGUUCCUGCUUGCUGGCUUGGUCCCCCCUGGAAGUCCUGGUCCCAUUACUCGACAUGGGUCCUAUGACAGUUUAGCCUCCGACCAUAGUGGACAGGAAGAUGAAGAAUGGCUUUCCCAGGUUGAAAUCGUGACACACACUGGACCCCACAGACGCCUGUGGAUGGGUCCCCAGUUCCAGUUUAAAACUAUCCACCCCUCAGGCCAGACCACAGUCAUAUCAUCUAGUUCAUCUGUGUUACAGUCUCAUGGACCGAGCGACACGCCACAGCCGCUCUUGGAUUUUGAUACAGAUGAUCUAGAGCUCAACAGUCUCAGGAUCCAGCCAGUUCGCUCUGACCCAGUCAGCAUGCCAGGGUCAUCUCGUCCAGUGUCUGAUCGAAGGGGAGUGUCCACAGUGAUUGAUGCUGCCUCAGGUACCUUUGACCGGAGUGUGACUCUGCUGGAGGUGUGCGGGAGCUGGCCCGAGGGCUUCGGGCUACGACACAUGUCCUCCAUAGAACACACAGAGGAGGGCCUCCGGGAACGGCUUGCAGAUGCCAUGGCUGAGUCGCCAAGCCGAGACGUCGUGGGAUCCGGAACAGGUAAAGACAUAGCUCUUGAUGUAGCAGUCAAAAACAACAACCCCGAGAGACACAUGGCUGUGAAGUGUUUGGGGAAAAAAAAAGGAAAAAAAAAACAAUGCCAACAACCCAGCGUCCGUGAACAACCCAACAGUAACAAAGCAUGCGUUCGGGAUGGAGGAAGAACUUCAGCGAGAGGGAAGCAUCGAGACUCUGAGUAACAGCUCAGGCUCCACCAGCGGCAGCAUCCCAAGAAACUUUGAUGGCUACCGAUCUCCACUCCCCACCAAUGAGAGCCAGCCACUCAGCCUCUUCCCCACUGGCUUCCCAUAGGCACCAGCCACCUGCUUCUGACUGGCUGCCCUGCUCGUCUGCUAGAGGGAGGGGGAGAAGCCCCCCUCUCGUCCUACCCUUCAGUCUCUGCUCUUCUUUCAUCAACCACCUUCCCUAAGCUUAAUGACAACAGUUGCUCAUCCUACCUGGACGAGAAGAAACCCUUCUCCAAAGCACCUUGGUGCACCCUGACCUCUACCGCUCCUGUCAGUGGGGGCUGUGGCCAAAAGAGACUGCAGCAGCUCAGUCCCUUCUCCAUUUGCACAUGAUGUUCUGCAUUGGAUCCGCUUUUGUAUUUUCUAACCGAACCUGCAGGGGAACUGGAACAGUGGCCAGAUCUUAGUGCCUGGGUGGGGAGAAGGUGAGUGGUCCAUCUAGGCAUUUUGGCGCUUGGUGGACAAUGUCAGCCCUAGCCCACUUGAGGCUGUGACAUACACUGCCUCCAGCUUCCCCUGCUCAGUUUCCUCCAGGACAGGAGUGAACUGAGACCCAGAGUGAUAGGGAAGGAGGAAGGAAAGAGAAGCCUCCCCUUGCCCCUUGCUUCCCCCAUUGGCUCGUGGGAAGAGUUUGUCUUUCUUUAUGCCCUUGUACCGUGGUCCUGUGCUGUUCAGUGAAGGAAACCGUGGUUAAGAAGGCCCUGUCGAAAAGUGCACGUCUUGUCCAAUAAAUCACACUGCAAUUGGUGUCCA